Messenger RNA from Ananas comosus (pineapple), 1678 nucleotides. RefSeq names its product probable LRR receptor-like serine/threonine-protein kinase At4g36180. NCBI's taxonomy places the organism in Eukaryota, Viridiplantae, Streptophyta, Magnoliopsida, Poales, Bromeliaceae. Gene Ontology annotation, molecular function: protein binding. The transcript has 2 exons. The coding region runs from base 382 to 1560 and encodes 392 amino acids. The record is from RefSeq and is a predicted model, not a curated record.
CUCUUCCUCUUCCUCUCCUCCCUCUCUCCAACCAAAUCCACCACCACCACAACACAAACUCAAGCCCAAGCUCUACUUUCAUGGAAAUCCAGCCUCUCCAAUUCUACAUCCCUCCUUUCAUGGUCCCUCGCCUCCCCGGCCGCCCCAUGCGAUUGGUUCGGCGUCACAUGCCGCCCCGACCAGCCCUCCGCUGUCACCGCAGACAUCUAUGCCGUCGCCAAACUAAACCUCCCCGCCGCCGGCCUUAAUGGCACCCUUGUUGGACUCAACUUCUCCUCCCUCCCCUACCUCACCACCCUCAACUUCUCGCGAAACGCGUUGACGGGUCCCCUCCCGCGAACCGUAAGUGCGCUUACCCGGCUCGCGUACUUGGAUCUCGGUAUGAACGGGCUAACGGGUUCGAUACCCGAAGAGAUAGGAGGUUUGAUCAACUUGGUUGAGCUCAACUUGGUGUAUAACUCAUUCACAGGUCCAAUUCCACACACCAUAGGAAGGUUGAGUAGGCUCAGUGUUCUUCACUUUGGAUCCAACAAUUUAACUGGAAUGAUCCCCCAAGAAAUAUCAGAUUUAGGUUCUUUAUCAGUUCUUAACUUGAGUAGCAAUUCUUUGAUAGUUCCAAUCCCUUCUUUCGUCGCCAACUUUUCUCAGCUCGCCUCUCUCGACCUCUCCGGGCUCAACCUCAGGGGUCGUAUGGAAGAGCUAUUCGUCGGCCGCGCCGGUCUCAAGAGAUGGAACUUCUCUUCCUUGCCCAACAUGCAAUAUCUUUUCCUUAGAGACAACUACUUGAGUGGCAGGCUCCCGCCCUUCUUCUGCACGAUGAACUCCCUACGAGCUCUCGACCUCUCGAGGAAUCAGCUCUCCAGCGAGAUCCCCUCUUGUUGGUGGGAGAUGAAGGCUCUCCAAAUGAUGAUUCUCGAAAGCAACCAUCUCUCCGGUCGCGUCCCGCUAAGUUCCAACGGCAUCACGCCGCCUCUUCUGUCGUUGCACCUCGCGAACAAUUCUAUGACGGGAGAGUUCCCUCUAGCCCUAGAGAGCUGUAAGGAACUAGUUAUCCUCGACCUCGGGGAUAACAAGUUUGUCGGGGAUAUCCCGACAUGGGUAGGCGAUAGCUUUCCGUCUCUCAAGAUCCUUCGUCUAAGAUCGAAUAUGUUUCGCGGCGUCAUUCCUCCGCAACUAUCACGGCUCGGUAAGCUCCAACUACUAGACCUUGCUCACAACAACCUCACGGGGCGAAUACCGUCGAGCUUCGGUAAUCUCACUGCGAUGGCGAAGAGACAACAAGUAGCUGUACUCGACGGCUCGCAGUUUACUUACAUGGAGAGCAUAAUGAUAGUGUGGAAAGGCGCGGAGCUAUCGUUUCAACAGAAUCUCGCGCUCGUAACGGGCAUCGAUCUCUCGAGCAACUCUCUCUCUCAGGCGAUACCGACAGAGCUGACGAACCUUUCGGGGCUGUUGUUUCUGAACUUGUCGGGAAACCAUCUGACGGGCGGUAUUCCGAGGAAGGUUGGGAACUUGGAAUGGGCGAAUACCGGUCGGAAACCAGAUGCAAACAUUGGAUAACAUCAUGAGUUAUGCCGGAAACGAAGGACUAUGCGGCGCGCCGUUGAAGCAGCAAUGCUCAAAUGAUGAAGAUCAGGCGCCAUCAAGUGAAGGUGAUAGUGUGCAUAGGUUAAGUAGA